CAACAUUCACAACGCGGUUGAGCAUAGAUCGAGGGGAUACUAGUUACUGGUACCCAGCACAAGGGCACCCGUCGAAUAUUGGGGUACGUGACCUGCAGCCUGGUAGGUUCGGGUCCCUUCCAUUUUAUAUUAUCAUACGAUAUUCCCUUACCCACCCACGACCGUGGCGAGAUUUGCUGUGGAGACCUAUGAUACCGGUAACAUGUUGCCGGUGAGACGGCGCGAGGCGAGUAACUUAUUCCUCGGAUUAUGACAUGAUACUACUCCUAACAAUCGCAUGAGGGUCCAACAGCUUUGACCUGCCACUGCUUGAUUACCCUACCGGUACUCGAGCCAUAAAACUUGUUACCCGGCUUAAGUGUAGUAACGUCAUACCGUAGGCUCAUAGCACUGUUAUUUUCCAUUCGGGCUUUGACAGGCAUAGACCACGAUACCUCCUUUUUCUCUCGCAAGCUGAAACAGAACAACUGCUCACCACGCCUUUUCCAGUCGGUUCGACAAUGGAGGCCCCGGUGAACCAACCUAUGUCAGAUACGCCCCAGGUGAAUCCAACACAAGAACCCGACUCCCAAACAGUUGAACAAUGCAUCAACUAUCUCCGUCGCAAAGACGACACCAGCCGAUUUGUCGGUCUGGCAAUGUUGUCCUCGUUCCUAACUCACAUCCAAGAUGUCGAUGUUCUCACUCGGUGUUGGAAGUCUUUGAAUCCCCGGUUUCUAGACCGGCUGUUGAAGUCUAGCGGAACGGCGGAUAUGGUUGAGUUAGCGGUUCACGUAACACACGCCUUUUCUACCCUACUACCCAAUUCUGCAGAGGAGGCAUCAUUGGUUGGGAGAGCGCCCUUGCUCGCUGAGAUACUGCCCAAAUGUUCGAUAAUUACACAAGCGACGAUAUUGCAGACCCUACUGGUGUUUUCCACAGGGAGGAAAGGGUCGGAGGUUAUCGCUGGGAUAAAGGAUUUAUCACCGUUGAUAAAUUGUUCAGUCGAGCACGAAACGGCAAUGCAAAUCCUACAAUAUGCAUUUGUUCGUUCAAUCUCUGAACCGCUGUUGGUAAAGGAUCAACUGAAGAGGCUUCUACCGUCGAUAUGUGAAGAUAUGUUGGCAACGGGUAAAGCUUCCCGGUCAAGAAUCCUUUCAUUUUUGAGUGACCUACUAGCCAGAUUGCCAUCUGAGCUCCUCCCACCAGACACCAAUUGGGUGAGAUCCGCAUAUACAGCCAUCAGGGCCGUGAUAACUUCCGGUCACAAUUCGCACGAGCGAUCACACUGCAUUAAAAUAGCGGCUAGUCUUCUGCACAAAUACCCGCCGUCCCUCCUCUUCGGGCCAAAGGCGCUAGGCAAAGCACCGAUCAACGAGGAAAAACCAUUCGUGUACUUUUUUAUGCAGCUGGUUCUCAUUGAUCUUCGUGCUACGUUUCCAACACUACUCGAACAGCUCGCUACUCCUUCAUAUGGGAGUACUGCUCACAGAUUGGCUUCUGAUUUUGAUGUACUGGCGGCAUUCUUGGGAUACCUGCUAAUGGUCGAGGACUUUGAUGAUAUACCAAUCACGCCAGAUUUACUGCUAAAGCUGAAAGCGGAUAUCGGGGAGACUUUCGGACUUACCCUGGAGUUCUUGCGGGAUCGUUGGGAUGCUGGGUACGCUGGCGCCGCCGGCUUCGAACCUGGCUUCGAAAAAGACACCCCAUUGAGUAUAACCUGGGAAACCAAGCUCGAAGGUGGAAUUGCGCGCGACCCAUUGGUGAUUGCAGCUGUCAGGGCGCUAUCCCUCUGGCUGAAAGAAGAUGAAAGCCUAAGAAAAGAAUCCGGAGGCCUAACAGACCUCUUCUUGGGCUUAUGGAAAAAGGGGAAAGAAGACGGCGUAGACCACAGAUUCUGGAUCCUAUCCAGCCUCGAAGGGACAGUAGAAGAGGACAACGGCCGCGAACAAUUUCUACAGUAUCAAGGCAUCGACCUAAUCUGGGCUGACCUGAAGGCAAUAUACGUAAACAGGGGUGCCGGAGAAGACGACCUCCGAAUAGCAUUUGAUGAAGCGAGAGUCCUAACCCAGGUAGCAAUACUGGAAGAUAAGGCCAACGAAGUAUGGGUCAAGGAUGUCCUUGCGGCAGUCAAUAUCAGAGGAGACUCAGUCAUGCAUCUGGAACUUGACGCUGCAAUAGCCCGCCUAGCUAGUGCGUGCUUGGUCAAGACGCACAAGGCAGCGAGAAGACGGCUAAAGGAUGACGUGCAGAAGGUCAAGGAAGUCUGCGAGAGGUUACUUGCCAUAGCGAGUGAGAGGACGGAAGAUGGUAGGGGGAUUGCAGAGUUGGUGGGGGAGGUGGUGGAGGAACUGGAUGGGGUGUGAUGUAUAAUGUCCAUUAACAGGGCAAUACUAUGCUCUUUCUCUCAUUUGUUAAUAUUGCUGCGGGGCAUUCGAGCAGUGGGGCGGUAGGAUAUAAACAUUUGAACAUAAGUUUGGCAUUCUUGUGCCUAUGAUAGGACGGCGACUUCAAAGAAACAUUCCUAGAUGAGAAA
Messenger RNA from Tuber melanosporum (Perigord truffle), 2515 nucleotides. RefSeq lists its product as uncharacterized. NCBI's taxonomy places the organism in Eukaryota, Fungi, Ascomycota, Pezizomycetes, Pezizales, Tuberaceae. Bases 501 to 2345 code for a protein of 614 amino acids. The transcript is spliced from 6 exons. The record is from RefSeq and is a predicted model, not a curated record.